This is a messenger RNA of Drosophila serrata, 655 nucleotides long. RefSeq lists its product as uncharacterized. The record is from RefSeq and is a predicted model, not a curated record. Lineage: Eukaryota; Metazoa; Arthropoda; Insecta; Diptera; Drosophilidae.
UCAAAAGUCAAUUUUCUUAAAUUUUAAGUGGAAAUAUUAUCUAUUUUUUUUUUAGUCGCAGGAAAAUGCUGGAGGAAUGCUGCCCAACUCUAAGCUGAAGGUCCUCUUCAUGAAUGUAUUUUUCAUACUCUUCAGUGCAGCCAACUUGAAUGUCUAUCAUCUUUAUGCUGAUCUAAAGAGCGUCAAGGUUCAGGUGGAUAGCUCCACGCAGGAGUUAUGGAUCAAGGAGAUAUUUAUAUUUCUCAUCGGUGGCCUUAUCGUGGUGCGCUUCCUCCUGUGCUUUGUCGGCGUCGCUUCCAGAGUUGUGGCCAUUUAUCCGAUUCUGACCAACUCUCAGGCCGAGCUGCUUAUGCCUACCAUUAUUGUGCAGGCCAUAGACAAUGUCAUACUAAAUCUUUACGAAAUUAUCCUGGCCUAUUGCAGCUUGUGCUAUCUAUAUCCUGAGAGUACCGCCGUUUUUGUCAUCUUUCUAUCCAAAAUGUUAUUAAAAAUUGCCUGCAGUAUCGCCGUUUUGAACAUCUACUCGGAUCAGCACAACCGUUUGGCCAGUUUUGUCUCCUUCAAUGAGGAAUCUAACAGCUUGGAACCGGACAGCGUGGAUGAAGUUGUACUAGCAAAUCAUAACUUGUUUUAAAUAUAUACAGUUUAGGCUUUA